GAGGUAUGUAGAGUCCUUGGCCUCGAUUCAAGUCGAUCGCGUUGCCCACAGCUUUGGAUUGACCCUAGUUGGCCGCCGAAUCGUCUCACGCCCCGCAGCAAGCGCUCUGCACCUGUGUGGAUUUUUCCUAUGCCGGCUGCAGAGCGAGAUGCCUUGGUGGUCCAAGCAAGUUUGCUCAAGGAAUAUGGUCCAAAAGAGAUAAAAGCGCUUAUGGGCUUUGAAAUAGGGCAGAUGAUUCUGAAGCGCUUGCCAGCUGUGGUGCCAGACGAAGUUGCUGAGCCAUUGACCUACGGAUUCUUGGCCCUGCGCGCGUAUGAUGCCCUCCGUCAGGCUACUGAACCCAAUCAAGCUUUGGCAGGUGCACCUCGCUGGAUACGAAAUUUGUUGGCAGGGCACGCGCACUCUUGGUCUUGGAAGCGACCAUAUUCGCAGGGUGGAACUACAGCUGAAUUCGAAGCGCUGGGCAUGUUGGUCCGUCGAUUAGUUCCAGGACCAUUGCAGCCACCGAUGUUUGCUGGGCUUGCACUCAAUAGCGACCAGAUUGAGCAUGCUCUACAGCACCGGCUUCCUCCGAAGCUGCACCUUCGGGGUUCUUCAGGGCCUUCACCCAUGCGAGGUCUGGCUGGAGAUAUCGUGCUUCUGGGGCUCUUCCGCCUCUUCAGUGGUUCCAGGGGCAGGUCCUACGUUUUGACAUUGGACCGCGCAGCAGCACUUGCAGCAGGGGAUGCGACAGCAGCAGCCAGUGCUCUGCUGCGUUCUCAUCGCCUUUUACCACCACAAACGGACCUUCGGAGAACGCUGGGAGGCGUUGCCGAUGCAGCUCAUCAGAGGCUUUGGGCGUAUCGCCAGGAAGCUUUGCUUCAAAACCCAAGAGAGCCACCCCCGGGUGUUCGGGUUGCGGAGCUGUUGAGCUGGUCCCAGACUGAGCAAGGCAAGCGGCUCCUGGCAUUGGCAGAGCUGCGGAGGGGCAAAGCAUGGAAGGUUCCGUCCGUGGUGGCUCAGUGGCCUCCUUUGUGGAAAUCCUGGAUGGGAUAUUCUGCCUUGGCGAUUCUGCUCUUGCCGUUUGCAGCUGGUGUCGAUGCUGUGUGCUGGGCCUCGUGGUGCAGUAUGAUUCUUACUGGCUUUGGUCUGUUUUUGCCGCUCUUGCAGUAUGUUGGGGCUCCGGCACUGCCCUUCGUGUCGCUCAGCACCUUGUGGAUCUCUCUAGCUCUGUACAGUUUGAUUGCUGGAAGCAUUUGGUGGAACCACCUGUUGGGUGGAGCGCGACGCUGGGCUGUGCUCAGCGGCCAGCUUGCGGCUCAACUUGUGGAUCAGGCAGAUGCUGCCACUGGCAUUGCCUUCCUGACACGAGAUUGGGCAGAGAUGGCACGGCGGUCCCUUGCAGCUCUUGACCAGGAACUUUGUGGAAGCUGGAGGACGAGCCUCCAUGAGCUGGCGCUCGCAUCUCAUGAUCUGAAAAGUUGA
Symbiodinium pilosum is the source of this 1464-nucleotide messenger RNA. The record is from the annotation of a GenBank genome assembly. NCBI's taxonomy places the organism in Eukaryota, Dinophyceae, Suessiales, Symbiodiniaceae.